AUGUUAAGUUGGAAUGUAAGAGGGCUGAAUGGCCCUAAUAAGCAAAAGGAGGUGAAGCUUCUUUGCAGUGAAGAACAUGCUGGUUUAGUUGGAUUGUUAGAAACAAAGAUAAAAAGUAAUAAGAUUGAUCAAGUUGCUGCUAAACUGUUUGGAGGAUGGAGUUAUACUACAAAUUUGGUGGAGCAUUAUAAUGGAAGAAUAUGGAUUAUAUGGAGGCCAUACUACUAUAAAGUGAACACAAUAGACAUGACAGCUCAACAUAUCACAUGUGAGGUAUUCUAUAUUCCAUUACAAUUAUCAUUUGCACUAACGUUUGUGUAUGCAUUUAACACAAGGGAGGAGAGAAGAGGUCUUUGGAGCAACUUAGUGGCAUAUCAAAGAGGUUGUCAUAAGCCAUGGAUGAUCCUAGGUGACUUUAACUCAGUCCUAAGGGAAGAAGACAGAAUUAGGGGCAAUCCUAUAACAUGGGCAGACAUUGUGGACUUUCAUACCUGUAUUGAGGAGUGUGAGUUGAUUGAAUUUCCACAUGCUGGAAGUAAGUAUACAUGGAAUGACAAAGGUAGUAAUCAAAGGAUAUUUUCAAAGUUAGAUUGGAUUUUCACAAAUAAUAGGUGGUUGGAUACUAUGCCUUCUUGUAGAGCCAUAUAUUUACCUGAAGUUAUCAAUGAUCAUUGUCCAGCUAAAAUAACAUGGAUGACAGAGGGGCCAAAAGAGAAGAAACAAUUUCAUUAUUGUAAUGUAUGGGCUCAACAUCCAAAUUUUACUAGAGUGGUUCAGGAAGUGUGGAGUGAAUAUGUUGGAAUAUAUGCGUCCACCUAUGUAGAUGGGACCAGAAACAUUGUCUCGAAGGCAAGUGAUGAUAGAAAGGCAUUAAAAGAAGUACAGGGGAGACUUCAAGCUGAUUCUUCAAAUGUGCAGAUCCAAAGGGAAGAAAAUAUAGUAUACCAGAAGUAUAGGAGAUCCUCUUACAUGGCUGAGAUGUAUUUGCAACAGAAAAGUAAAGCUACAUGGAUCAAAUUAGGUGACGACAACACAAAGUAUUUUCAUUCUGUAAUCAAGCAUAGGAGGCUGCAACAGGGCACUACUCAACUGAAGAAUGAUCAAGGGGCUUGGCAGACCGAUCCUACACAAAUAGCUAACAUAUUUGUUAAGUACUACACUGAGCUUUUGGGUAUGAGAACUGGUAGAAGGAGUAGAGCUUCAAUGAGGAUCAUUCAGAAUGGUCCCUGUUUGACUGUAGAUCAUCAGAUGGAGUUGUUGAGACUAUUUUCUGAGAAAGAAGUCAAGGAAGCAAUGUUCAAGAUAAAUAGCAACAAGAGCCUUGGGUCUGAUGGGUUUGGUAGUGGUUUCUAUAAAGCAGCUUGGCUAAUUAUAGGAGACAAUAUCACAAAAGUUAUUAUGGAUUUUUUUCAGAAUGGGAGGUUAUUGAAAAAACUGAAUGCCACCAUCAUUGCACUAAUACCUAAAGUGGAAAAUCCAGAAUUUGCGAGUCAGUAUAGACCCAUUUCAUGUUAUAUACAAAUGCAUUUAGAAAUUAUUAUGCACUAG
Molecule: messenger RNA, 1548 nt
Organism: Solanum tuberosum (potato)
Lineage: Eukaryota; Viridiplantae; Streptophyta; Magnoliopsida; Solanales; Solanaceae
Exons: 2
Coding region: 1-1548 (515 amino acids)
Molecular function (GO): catalytic activity
Source: RefSeq, a predicted model, not a curated record